AUAAUGCACGUAACGCAUAGCAACGCAUAAAAUAUGGCGGAUGUUGUCAUUUUUGGAUUUGGAUAAAAAAGAAAAUAAUGGCUUAAAUAUUCACAAACUGUCUUUUUAAUAUAUUUGUACAGGCACAUCAGUGAAAAUACUGUAUUUUUAGAAGUUUCUGUUCUUUUUAAAUAGAAAGAUAAUGGCAGCGUUACAGACGAUGCAAACCGAAAAGUUUGCAACUUCAACGGGAAUGAUGGAGAGUAAACCAACAGUGCCCGUUGUUACACAUGUCAUCACUGACGAAGACAUUGGCGCUUUACAGGGAUCUAAGUUGGUGGCAAUGAAUCUUAACAGAGUAGUGAAGUUGCUGACAGAUCCACAUUCUGCUAUGCUGUAUGACAGACAUGUAAAUGCAUUACAGCGACUGCUGAGACAUUAUCCAAAAGGAUUUCCAAUGAAAGAUUUAGUUCAGGUAUUCAAAAUAUUGAAUGUAUGUGCUGAUCGUGUCAAUGAACAACCUCGAUAUGAACAAUUCAUUGUUGAUAUACUGAAGAUCUGCAGCCUGCCUUUCUUAAAGGAGAAAUCUUCUGAUGAACUUAUAUAUGAACAGAUUGUGAUAGAGUCAAUCUCUCAGCUUGGUUAUUUAAUGCGAGUGGUUUCAGUGGAAGUGAGGAAACAAAUCUGCGACACAUUAUUAGCUUUUUAUUCAGAAACACCAGCUAACCAAGAAGUUCAGUAUCACAAAGCAUCAACAAUACAAUACAACCAAAAAGUAGUAGAGAACAGUGAUAUUGCAGAGACUUUAGUGAAAUCCCUGACCUUGCUGGAGACAGAUUUACCAGUCAAACUAGCUGUGCUGAAUGUGCUUCAGAAAUUCUCUAAAACAUCUGCGAAGAUAUGCGAGGCAAUGCUACGCGCAGAUGCUGCACAUCGUAUCUGUUCACGUUUAAUGGAUGUCGACCCCUCGGGACAGCUUUUGUUUCGCUCAUCAGAUAUUUUAUGGAACUUGCUAGAGAAAGGAGAUCAAGCUACCUUAACUUCACAGUUAAAUAACCUUACAUGUAUCAGUCAACUUCGUGAUGCAUUUAUCUACCAAUUAACACAAGGCUACAGUCAUUAUGACAGACAGUUGAGAAAUGAUUUACUUGUCCUUGCGUCUAUUGUAGCAAGCAAAUGUCCUGAUGCACCAUUUGUCGAGACAGGAUUUGCUAAACAAUUAGUCUUGUUUGCAACCUUUCAAGAAGUAAAAAGCCAUAAUGCUUUGGUUAAACAUUUGAAGUUGAUGCAGAAUCAUGAAGACUUUGAGUUGAAGAAAAUGCUGUUUAAUAUCAUGGUUACAUUGAGUAAAGAAUCUACAGUUUUACCUAUAUUAUCAGAGGGUCAUUUGAUGUUGGCUCUGUUUUCAUUUGUGAGAGCCAAUGAGAGUCAGUCUGGCCCCAGGGAAUGGACACCAGCACAAUUUGAGGAACUACAACUUCAAGCCAUGUCAUGUUUAUGUGCUCUAUGCCCGAAGAUGUUAGAGGAUUAUAUGACAGUACAGGGCAGUACUAGAAUCCUACUGUUACUGGAAUGGUGUGUGGGAGCAGAGGAUUUUGGAGGUCAUGGUAACAGUAUACAUGGUGUUGGUGGCCGUGGUAACAAGCGAGCACAGAUGCGUUACUGUCUUCGUGUUUUACGUAGUGUAGUAUCUACUGGAGAUGAACUAGCAUUACAGGACCUCGCUGAUCAGGGGGCUAUCAAUCAGAUUAUAAGUAUGUGUGCUAUUGUUGGUUGCUAUGCAACAGAAGAUUAUUUUCUAGAGAAGGAAGGAGUUUUCCUGCUUAUUGACCUUUUACAGCAAUGUCCAAAAGGUAUGGAUAACCUGAUACUAGGUUGUCUCCUGGAUUUAUGUGAGAAUCCAAAGACUGUCCAUCAUGUACUGACCUGGAGAGGUCAUGAGAACAUCUCCGCUGCUCACCUUUUCUGUGAAAUUUGGAGAAAUGAAGAAAGAGAAAUUGGUGUUAAACGAGACCCAAAUGGCGCUAUUUCUGAUGUAAGGCGACCAUUGAUGGGAAAAUUACAAGAGGGUCAAGGUGUAAUACCUCUGCCAGCCAAUUGCAUGUCUCAAGCCAUUGUUGAUGUGUCGGAAAACAUGCGGGCAAAAAUAUACUCUCUUUAUUGUAAAAUAGGGUUUACAGAUUUACCUGGGUUGACUGUUGAAGACCACAUUACUCUUACUGUCAUUGAAAAAUACCUCGACUUCAAGAUGGGUGAGGUGUGGACAGAGAUCUUGUCAGAGUUAGAUCAGGAAAAGGUCAGACCAACAACACCAGAUAUGGAGGCAGUUGAAGCCAUUUCUCGUGCGAUAGAGAACCGUGCAGAGAUUGUGGCUGGAACUCAACAAGAAUUACUGGAGGCCCAGCAAAGUCAGGAUGUGCUCAAUGAACAAGAGUUUUAUGCUGAGAUUAGAGAAAACUACAGACAGAAAGAGAAACAACUGAAUGACUUCUCUGAUUAUGUUGCCAGGACAUCAAACUAUGAACUUCUUAAGGCUGCCAAAGAGCGUCAAGAUUAUUCAGUUGAAGCCUCAAGAAUACCAAAUGAAUAUAAAACAUCUGACUUCUUUCACGAAACAGACGUGCCCAAUCUUAAAACAACAGCAUUCAGUAGUAGAAAUGUCACCAUUGAUAGUACACCUCUGGAACUCACUGGUGGACCACUAUCCAAGUAUGAUCCUAUGACAGGCACUAGAAAGGUCCGCAGAGUAAACAAACAGCCAGCAUAGUCUGUAAUGAAUGAUGAUGGAUUCUGUGAUUGUUUUUAUAUAAAAAAGGGAUAAACUAACAAUAUUUAUACAUCAUACAAGCUGCUAGAUAUAUUGGAUCUUCAUAUCAUUCAUGUGUUUGUGAUUCCAAUCUGUGUUUUAUUAUGUCUAAUGCUGUUAACAGUUUUAUAAAUUA
Messenger RNA from Ruditapes philippinarum (Manila clam), 2921 nucleotides. Its product is annotated as cilia- and flagella-associated protein 69-like. Gene Ontology annotation, cellular component: sperm midpiece; non-motile cilium. The record is from RefSeq and is a predicted model, not a curated record. Gene Ontology annotation, biological process: positive regulation of flagellated sperm motility. The coding region runs from base 182 to 2746 and encodes 854 amino acids. The transcript has 21 exons. Lineage: Eukaryota; Metazoa; Mollusca; Bivalvia; Venerida; Veneridae.